AUGGGCGCAGAAGUCGAAUCCCAGUCUCCAGAAGAGCCGACCACCCCCUCUCAACUCCUGAGUUAUUUGCCCACCUACCGGGUGCUGGUCUGUUUACGAUGCCGCUACGCCAUUCAGCCCGGGGCCAUUGCGCGUCAUCUCAAGGAGAUCCAUUAUCUUUCUCGUGCAACGCGGCGCACCUUUGUCGCCUUUGCUGCGGAGUUCGAGCUGGCCCAGCCGCAGGAUAUAGUCUUGCCAGAUGAAAGCCAGUUUCCAGUCCCCUUCCUCUCCAUCCAGGAAGGGCUGGCGUGCCGCUUUGAGCGCUGUGGCUAUCUUUGCGCCACCAGCAAACGCAUGAAGCAACACUGGCGAUGCACCCACCAGAUUCCCACCUCGAAUGAGAGCACCCUCUCGACCCCAGUCCCCUUACAGACCUUUUUUCGGGGAAAUGCCCUGCGAUACUUCACCAAUCCGUCCUUGUUAGUGGCCUCCCCAGCUUCUCCCUCGGAAUAUAGCGUCGACGAAGUCAGCAAUGAUGGUCGAUCGAGUACGACCGGUACUACCCCGGCGACCAGUACAACACACUUGGAUAGUCGGCUUCUACCAUUGGACCAGUAUUCGUUGGGGCUCGUAACCAACCAAGGUCUUCUCGACCACUAUCGGCAUUCGACCUACAAGUCCCUCUCCAAUAGCCCCGAGACCGACCACGCAUUUGGCGAGGUCGUUCUGGGUCUGACCCCCCGAUUUGAGUUCCUGAGGCAGGGGGUCAUGGCGUGUGCCGCCUUGCACCUGGCCUCCAUCGACCCGGCUAAUCGCACGUAUUAUGUCUUCCAAUCCCUCCGGCACCAAGACCAAGCCAUUCCCGCUUUUCGUCAGGCCAUCCUGCACGUCGAUCGCGACAACUGCGAGGCAGUCCUGGCCUUUGCGUUUUUUCUCGUCGUUUGCUCCCUCAACUCCGACACCGAGGACCCGCGCCUGUUCCUGAGCGAUGACCCCGACCAACAUCUGCACUGGAUCAACAUCCUCCGCAAUGGCUGCUCUAUGCUCUGCCCGUUUUGGGACGCGCUCACGGCGGGGCCCCUCGCGCCCUUCGCCACCCUGUGGGAGGAUGACCUUGGCGUCGGCGGUCCGUCCGCCGAUGGCCCCGAAGACCCGCUGCUGGGGACCUUGCUCGCCAUGGUGGUCGCGGACCACCCUGCCCCCGAGCUUGCGGAGGAGCACGACGCCUACCGGGCCGCCGCGGUCCAGCUUGCCGCCGCCGGGGCUUUUCUCCGGCGCCGGGGCCCCGCCGCCUCCGUCUGGGAUGCCCUCAAUGCGUGGCCGAUGCGCGUGGCUCCCGCCUACCUGACGCUACUCAAGCAGGAUCGCCCCGGCGCGCUCCUGCUCUUGGCAUACUACGCGAUUCUGCUGCGCCCCACUCGCGGCGAAUGGUUCCUCGCGGGCCGGGUGGAGAGGCUCAUCGACGAAAUUGCCCGUCGUUUGAAAGGCACGUCCUGCUCCGCCCAAUUAUGGGAGUGGUUUCUGGCGAUCCGGAGGGAAUACUUUCCGGAGGAAGCGCUGAGGUGCCAAUGA
Molecule: messenger RNA, 1551 nt
Organism: Aspergillus aculeatinus CBS 121060
Lineage: Eukaryota; Fungi; Ascomycota; Eurotiomycetes; Eurotiales; Aspergillaceae
Exons: 2
Coding region: 1-1551 (516 amino acids)
Biological process (GO): regulation of transcription by RNA polymerase II
Molecular function (GO): DNA-binding transcription activator activity, RNA polymerase II-specific
Source: RefSeq, a predicted model, not a curated record